AAGAGAUGGUUGGAGGUGAUGAUGCUGGAGUUCAGGUGCAUGAUACUAAGGAUGUCGCCAACACUGACAUAAAUAUGGUAGACACAGGAAUGUCUAAAAGCACGCCUGUACAUGGUGUGGUUGGACAGGGGGACACACCUACAAGCCGUAAACAUCGGAGGAAGGCAACUGGUGAAACAUCCAAUGGCAUUGCACGCAACAUAAGUAAAAUGAUUGAAAUACUUGGUGACUAUGUGUCGAGUUUUGGAAAACAACUCUCAGAUAUUGCUUAG
Molecule: messenger RNA, 272 nt
Organism: Ilex paraguariensis (yerba mate)
Lineage: Eukaryota; Viridiplantae; Streptophyta; Magnoliopsida; Aquifoliales; Aquifoliaceae
Source: the annotation of a GenBank genome assembly